This is a messenger RNA of Talaromyces proteolyticus, 1292 nucleotides long. RefSeq lists its product as uncharacterized. The transcript has 2 exons. Lineage: Eukaryota; Fungi; Ascomycota; Eurotiomycetes; Eurotiales; Trichocomaceae. Bases 140 to 1045 code for a protein of 301 amino acids. The record is from RefSeq and is a predicted model, not a curated record.
CUGAAUUGCGCCGCGUCAGGCCCUAUUCGGCUUCAGGGUGACAUUCACUAAUAACUUUAAGUUAUUAAAAUUCAACAGGGCUUGCUACCCCUUUCUACCCCUUUUGGACGCGUUUAUUUCCUUGUCUACGCUCGCCAUCAUGAAGGUCGCUUGUUUCUGGGUGUCUAUCGCCCUCUCGGUUCCACGGGCUCUGGCUGCUACCUCCACUACCUCUACUGCCGCGGCUCCAACCUGUACAUCUUCCCUCAUCACCAGUCUCUGCAGCUACCCGGAACCUGGCCCAGACUUUGCCGUCGCCAGCGACGGCAAGGCCUUCUGCUGGGACUACUGUAACGACCACUCUCCCUGCAACUUUGUUAUCUUCUCUGCCGGCAACCCCUACACGGGCACCGGCACGUGCUGGCUGUACCCGGGUGAGACCUUCGAUGCGAGCAAAGGCAGCUCGAAGUGCGACAAUCCCAGCCUGUCCGUCUACAGCAAACCCCAGUGUGCUGGCGGGAGCGCAACCACUACUGCCGGCGCCUGCGCCGCCACUGCUACUCCCUCUGCUGUUGCCUCGGUCUGCGGGUACCCGACACCGUCUGAUGGAUGCUUUGACAGCUGCACUGCUAGUACAGGUGCAUCGGACUGUUUGAGUCAGUGUGCAAAGGCCGAUUCCUGCAGCUAUGUCGUCUUUAAUCCGCACAAUCCAAGCAACUCGCCGUAUGCCCCGGGCAGUUGCUGGAUGUAUCCGAACGGCACAUUUAACCCUGAGUCUGUGACCGCUUGUACUGGCGCUCCUGAGCAGUUUGUGUACAACAACUCGUGUCCCAAGCCAUCACCUUCAUCGUCCUCCGUUUCAUCAUCUGCUACGGAGCACUCUGGCACUGCAACUGUAGGUGCAACUCCAGGCUCAACUACUAGCGCUGCUCCAGGCUCUAAUGGCAAAACUGCAGGAAAUACUACGGACUUGACUGCUACCAACAAUAAUUCUGCACCUGCCGGCCUCUCGCUCAGCAAUCCACUCGCUAUAGGCGUGGCAAUCUUAGCAUGGCAGGCCCUUUAAUAAUAUCCUGAAAAUGAUAUAUCAUAUAUUAAUAGACUUCAUGUGACGUCACUUCUCCUCGUGUAUCUCUCGCUACUGUAGAGGCCAUGUUAGGUUAUUCAUCCCAUCCUGCAAAUAAUGGACUAGGGUUCCGAAUAGUAGGAACCACGUUGCUAUCUUGGUCGAUCUAAGAAAGAAGCAGGAGAAUUAUACCUUUGUAAUUACGAACACUAAUAUUUAUUAAUAAUACUAAUGAAAUUAAAUAAAC